CCGACACGCAGAAUCGGCGCGACCCAUCGACCAGCAGGACUCGGCAGUGCUGCAGUGCGGUCGAGCGGCACGUCCACGCCGGAGCAGGUAGAAAGCGGCGCUUGUCCCGACAUGAGCCGAGCGGACUCGUAGAGACGGUCCCGCAACCCAGUGACAUAAUCACCACCGCAACCAAGAGUCUUCCAUUAGGUAACCCAUGAAUCCGAGCCCCUGUUCGAUCGCCGAUGCGUGGAUGUAGUGGAAUGGCGGGACGGCGCGCCGCGUCCACACGAUGAGGCUGCGGAGGCGCAAGAGGGCGGACGAGAGCGCGUGGAGGGCGGUGAGGAGGUGCGUCGUCUUCUUCGCCACCAUCUGCGUGGUGCCGGUGCUGCUGGUGCUGAUCGUCACCACGGACAGCUACAUGAGGCCGGUGAGGCAGACGGCGUUCGUCAGGCCGCAGUUCGAGCACGUGGAGCGCCACGAAGCCAACCUCCACAACCUGACCGCCGUCGAGAAGAGGCUGGAGAGACGCCGCCUCCACCUCCGGAAGGCCUGCAAGUACUUGGGCCUCAACGUCCCGGGGAACGACUCCCUGCACAAACCGGACCCCUGGGAGUUCCUCAUCGACGUCAAGCACCGCCUCGUCUGGUGCAACGUGUUCAAGGCGGCGAGUACCUCGUGGAUGUACAACUUCAACAUCUUGGCAGGGUACAGCCCGAAGUUCCUCAAGAAAAGCAAGGUGGUACCGCUGGUUCUCGCCAGGCAGAAGUAUCCCCGGCCCACUCUUCAGAUCUUGAGGAAGGCGUUCAAUAAUUCCGUCUCGUUUUUGAUCACGCGUCAUCCGUUCGAACGACUUCUUUCGGCCUACAAAGACAAGCUGCUGUUCGCGCUGCCGCAUACGUACCACAGGAAGCUCGGGAGUGAGAUCAUAUCCAAGUACCGACCGAAAGUAAAAAAUCAAAAGGGUUUCAAGCCCGAAAAGUGGCCUACGUUUCCGGAAUUCGUACUAUAUCUUCUGGACAGCGUCAAGCAGAAUCAAAACUUGGACAUGCACUGGACUCCCAUCACGGAGUUUUGCACGCCGUGCAUGUUCGACUUUGACAUCAUAGCGCACACAGAAACGUUGCAGGAAGACCAACAGUACCUGAUCAAGAAGGCGCACUUGGAAGGGUUGGUCGAGCCGCAAUGGAGGAACGCCGGGCACGGGGCGACAGCUCGGCAAAUCCGAAAAUACUACUCGCAACUGACGCGGUCGCAAAUUUUACAACUUUACCACAUAUAUAGAUACGACUUCGAACUUUUCAAUUACUCGCUCAAGGGCUACUUGGAACUGGGCCAACCCGACGAUGACCCUUCGACUCUCUUAGCGGCGAUCACACUUAAAGAUUUCCCCCAGAACAAAGAUAAUCCAAUGCCGCAGCUCUACCGAUGAGCAUUCGCAAUACUUUGACAUUGUGAUAACUAGUAUGGGUUAAGAUUUUAACUUGUUAUUAUGAAUUUUGGGCUAUUAGCACUGUUACAUUGUGAUAGUUAGUGUGUUACUUACACCUUAAAUAUAGAUUUGCUUUAUUUUGGUACUUA
This is a messenger RNA of Zophobas morio, 1560 nucleotides long. RefSeq names its product carbohydrate sulfotransferase 11-like. Gene Ontology annotation, biological process: carbohydrate biosynthetic process. Gene Ontology annotation, molecular function: sulfotransferase activity. Lineage: Eukaryota; Metazoa; Arthropoda; Insecta; Coleoptera; Tenebrionidae. The coding region runs from base 272 to 1411 and encodes 379 amino acids. The record is from RefSeq and is a predicted model, not a curated record. Gene Ontology annotation, cellular component: membrane. The transcript has 5 exons.